AUGGCCAACACAGUUCUCAUCGUCCUUGCGACUAUCACUACCAUCGUCGUUCUUAUUGGCGGCGCAUAUGCUAUGGGAGUUCUCGAUGACUACAUUGAGGAUUUGGGCGUUUUCGCAUUUAAAUUCAAGGCCAAGGCUGAAGCAAAGAAGAUGGGUCUUCAAGGUCUUCAAGAAGGAACCGAUUUCCUCGCAAGUGACUUGAAGGGUAACCAACAGGCACAGAAUGUUCGAGAGGGUAAAGGACCUAUCGGCGGCUUGAAAACAAAUGGAGAGGGUGUAGCAAAUGGAAUUCUGGGAGGUGCCAAUUCAGCCGGAGAAGGAAUAGUUGGAGGAUUGAAAUCCGGUGGAGAGGGAUUGACUGGAAAGAUUUUUUAA
Sclerotinia borealis F-4128 is the source of this 375-nucleotide messenger RNA. Lineage: Eukaryota; Fungi; Ascomycota; Leotiomycetes; Helotiales; Sclerotiniaceae. The record is from the annotation of a GenBank genome assembly.